This is a messenger RNA of Kluyveromyces marxianus DMKU3-1042, 5271 nucleotides long. It is a transcript of the gene USO1, whose product is annotated as Uso1p. NCBI's taxonomy places the organism in Eukaryota, Fungi, Ascomycota, Saccharomycetes, Saccharomycetales, Saccharomycetaceae. Gene Ontology annotation, biological process: vesicle fusion with Golgi apparatus; intracellular protein transport; endoplasmic reticulum to Golgi vesicle-mediated transport. Gene Ontology annotation, cellular component: cytoplasm; endoplasmic reticulum; ER to Golgi transport vesicle membrane. Bases 1 to 5271 code for a protein of 1756 amino acids. The record is from RefSeq and is a predicted model, not a curated record. The transcript has a single exon.
AUGGAGUUGAUUCAAGGUAUCAUCCAGCCACCUAAGGCACAGUCCGUAGAAGAAACAAUACCUACGCUAUGCGACAGACUUGAGAAUUCGACGUUAAUUAGUGAUAGACGAUCCGCAGUCUUGGGAUUGAAAUCGUUCAGCAGGGAAUACAGGGAGACUGUGGUUGCUUCGGGACUUAAGUCGCUGAUCAAUACGUUAGUUAAGGACCAGGAGGAUGAGGAUUUGGUGCGAGCAGUACUCGAGACGCUAUUGAUUUUAUUUAUUCGUGGGGAGGGAGAAGAGGAUCUGACUCGUAAUUGGAUUUCGCAGCAGUCUAGAUUGCAGAAUGGGAAGUACCCAUCGCCGUUGGUGAUGAAAGAGGAAAACGAGUCUGUUGACCAGUUUUCCUUGUGGAUCACGGACGCAUUGACCCAGACAGAUGAGGUAAUCAAGCUUUUGUUCACCUUUUUGGAUUCGUCGGUGUUCCAAAUCAAGCUAUACUCAAUCCAGCUUCUUGAAGCGUUGAUAGCUACAAGACCCACAAAGGCAAGGGAGGUUAUUUUGAAUAUACCAACAGGUGUGUCCAAUUUAGUAAAGCUCUUGGAUGAUAUCAACGAGCCAAUUCGUGAUGAAACAAUUCUACUUCUUAUGGCAGUCGUCAAUGACAACUCGCAUUUCCAAAAACUAGUUGCAUUCGAAAAUGUGUUCGAAAAGCUCUUCUCUAUCAUCGAUGAUGAGGGUGGCCUCAGAGGCUCCCUGGUAGUCAACGACUGCUUGUCGUUGAUUAACAACAUUCUAAAGUACAACACAUCGAAUCAAACUUUAUUCUUCGAAACUGGGAACUUACAACAUCUAAUAAACCUAUUAAGGGAACCUUUAUCUACGGAGGAAGAGUUUUUUUGGAACGAACAGCGCAUUAAAAACGUCAAUACAGUACUAGACAUAAUUAGAUUGACCGUCGAAGAUGGUAAUACCGUAACAAAGGCACAUCAAGACAGACUAUUUGAAGCAGAAGGUCUCAUGGUUGUCUUAAGAUUGGCAUUCUUCAUCCAUACACCUAACGAUACAAGGUUGACUGCAUUAUUAACAAUCGCAGACAUGAUUAGAAGUAACAGCGCGAUCCAGCACAAAUUUUCCCAAAUUGAUGUGCCUUAUUGGGACCCAAGUAUGCCUUCAAGCCCAGUAUCUGCAGAGACAAAACUCGUACCAGUAACCACUUUGCUUUUGUCUUGGACCCUAAAUUUGAAUUCUGUACAUAUUUUCGACAUCAGAGUGGCCUCGUUAGAACUACUAAAGUCAUAUUUUCUCGAAAAGGAAAAUAGAGUCUCGCUCUUGGCAGAUCAGAUCGAAAAAUUCAAUGAAACGAGCGAUAGCAUCGAGUCAAAUACUAACGCAAGUGUUCUUGAACCAAUCUUCAACUACGACCCAAACCUAAAUCUAAACCCUUACAAAUUGUUUUUCUCUACAGAUUUGCUAAUGUUCUUCAUUUCUUGUGACAAAUCAGAAGGUACUACACUUUCAAUGCUCAGAGAUAUCAGUUUUGCUGGCGAUAUUGAUGAUAAUGAUGAUGAGAAGAUGGUAGCAGUUCAGACUGUUGGUGAACUUUUAAUCACCAGUUUUAAUUCAAAAGAUAUUCGUAUUCCAAUUGCAUUUUUGUCCUUUUUGAUAUUUUGGUUAUAUGAAGACCCAGUAUCAGUGAGUCAAUUCUUAAGCAAUAAAUCAUUGAUAAACAGUUUGGUUUCAUUCGCAGUCCAAGUGGAGCAUCAAGACACUUCUCUAAGAUGUUUAGUUACCAUGCUAUUAGGUGUUAUUUAUGAGUUCUCAUCUCCGGACUCUCCUUUGACGAGAAAAGACCUCUAUGGACUAUUAAUUAGCCGGAUUAGCGAAGAUAACUAUUCCUCAAGGAUUAAACAAUUAAGAGAAAGUGAGCUCUUUACUUCCUCUCCAGAAUCUUAUCUCGCUCCCUCGUUUGACGAAACAGGUUUGCCAAAUAUAUUCUUCAGCACAUACUUUAUUGAUCUCGUCAAUAAAAACAUUUACAGGAUACAAUCUUCGCUGAAAAGACCACCUGAUGAGUUACCAGCAGUCAAAAUCACUUUUGAGCUCUAUGAUCAACUUUUAAGUGAUUUCCAUAAGACAAAACUUGACUUGACUGCAACAUCUGCAGAAUACAAAGAGAAGGCUGACUCUCUUAACAAAGAGCUUGAUAAGGUCACAGAAAAACUCCAAAGAAUUGAGGAAGAAAAGAAUCAAGCAGAAUCAGAGCUAAAAAGAAUGACAUCUGAGUAUGCUGAUAUGAAAAGAGAUUUGGAACAAACUAAAGAAAAUCUACACUCUGUAUCAACUACUUCGAAGAACCUUGAGGAAUUGAAAAUAAAGAAUUCAACAGAUAUUGCAGAAAAAGAAAAGCUAUUACAACAAUUGAAAGAUAAGGUUGAAAGAUUAGAGCAAGAACUUUUAGAUAUGACUAACCUUAAACUGAAAGCAGAGGAUGGUAUCAACAAAAUGUCUAGAGAACUCUUUUCCUUAACAAAAGAAAAAGAAUCGUUGAAAACUGAGGUAACUAACCUGAACAAUCAACUUCAAAAACAUGAAAAAAGCUCUUCAACUCAGAUUGCAUCUCUCCAGAAGCAAAUUAAUGCUAAAGAUCAAGAAAUUUUAAAUUACAAUAAGAGCCUAAAGGAUUAUAGAGAAAAAAACAAUGCUUUUGAAAAGAAAGUGAAUACUCUCACGAAAGAAAAAGAGGAGUUGGAUGCAAAGCUUUCAAGCCAGACAGCUUUGAUUCCUAAACUCACAGAAAAGUUAAAAUCGCUGGCAAAUAACUACAAAGAUCUUGAAGCUGAAAAGGAAGAAUGUGCGAAACAAUAUCUAGAGGAAAAUGCAACAAUCCAAAAGUCUUUAAAUGAAGCCAACGCGAAGAUAGAAAUGAUCCUUGAAGAAAAAACUUCAUUGAUAAAACAGUUGGAUGAACUUAAGCAAAACCACAAAAUAGAAACUUUGAAGACAGAAGAGUCACUUGCUCGGUUGUCUACUGAAAAUUCAGAAAAAACUGCAACCAUAAUACACUUACAAAAUAGUAUCAAAGAGUUACAAUCUCAGUUAGAUGUGUCAUCCUCACAGAAUGAUCAACUUGAGGAGAAGAUCAAAGUUUUGAAUGCUAAAUGUUUAGAUUUGGAGAAGUCAUUGAACAUCGCAAAAAAAUCGUCCGCUGAUUCAGCAAGCACUAUAGAGGAGCUAAAUGAUUCUAUCAUUGCCAUUAAUGAGGAGUUACAAGCUGUGACUUCAGAAAGAGAUUCACUGAGUAGUAUUAAUAAAACUUUAUUGGAAGAAAAAAAUAGUUAUGAAGAUACAAUCAAGGAAAAAGACGUUCAUCUAGAGGAAGUGAAAAAGAGUUUAGAUGGGCUAGAGAUUAAUAUACAACAACUGAAAGAUGACCAUGAUAAAAAAGUAUCAGAGUUACAAGACACGAUUGACCAAAAGGAAUUCAAACUAUCAGAACUUCAAGACAACAUAAAUGCUCUUGAACAUCAAUCUAAAACCACAAUUGAUGCGUUAAAUUCUGAGAUCGAGGCUCUUAACACAAAAAUUAAAGAAUUUGAUUCUUUGCAGGCAUCAAGAGAUGAAUUAACGUCAGAACUUGAAAACAAGAGCCAAAAAAUAAAGUCUUUACAGGAAGACUUUGAAAAGAACCUGAAAAAGGAACAGGAAAAGUCCGAAGAAUUAGUUUCAAAAUUAGCGGAGAAAGACACCAAAGUUUUAGAUCUAGAAUCUAAGGUCGAAGACCUUACUAAAUCAAUAGCUUUAUCUCAAGAAAAAUUGGAAGCCAAGGAUAUUGAAUUGAAAAAGCACGAAAUUAAUGUCAAGGAAAAAAUAGCCUCUCUUGAAUCAUUGAACCAUGCAUUAAAUAGUGCCAAAAAGGAAAACCAAGAUUUGUUGUCCUCACUAGAACAAGAGAAGGCCAAAGCCAAAAAAGAGCAAGAAAAAUUGAUCGAAAAUCUCUCUAGCGCUAAAUCAGAGCUAAAGGAAAAAAUUGAAGAGCUUGAAGAAGAAAGGAAGCUUUUAACUGAAGGUUCCUCUGAAUUGAAUCAACAGUUUUCGGCAAAAAUUUCUAAACUUGAAGGGACUUUAGAGAAGACUAAAACUAAUUACGAAAAAAAAAUGCAGGGCUUAGAAGAUACCAUCGACUCACUUCGAGAACAAUCUAAAAAGGUUCAUAAGGAGCUUGAGGAAGAAGUUAAUAAACUUCGCACCGAAACUGAUAAAAGACAAAAAUUAGAGAAAUUGAUCGCUCAGAAAGAUAAAGAAAUACAAGACUAUAAAGAAAAGCUUGACUUAUCUGAUUCUAAUUUGGUUAGCUUAACCGAAAAAUUAAAGAGUACCAACGAAAGGUUAGACGAUGCCAUUAAGAACUCCUCAGAAAUGGAAGCUCUCAGUGAAAAAGAGAAAGAAAAAACCUUAGAAGGUCAAAAUAAAAUCCGUGCCCUAGAGGCCGAAAUAGAGAGCACUAAAGGUUUGCAAUCUGAAAUUGAUGAUGUUAAAAAAGAACUAGCAUCUGUAAUCAAGGAGAAAACGUUUCUUUCAAAUGAAGUCAAGGCUCUUGAGGAGAAAUUAUCAGAACUAGAAUCAAAAACUGAGGCAGAUACAUCCCAAAUCACAUCCUUAGAGAAUGAAUUAAAGCAAGCUACUGCAAAUGUUGAUGUUUCCAAUAAUAAAAUUAAAGAAAGUGAAACAUUGCUAGAAAAAACCAGAAAAAACCUGGAGAUCUUGCAAGAUCAAUACAAUGAAGCAAGAGAUAACUUUGAAUUGAAGAGUACCGAAUUAAAUGCCGUGAUGAAAGAUAACCACGAACUCAAAUUAGAGUUCGAAGCUCACAAAACAUCUAAUGAUUCACUUCUAAAUAGUCUCAAGAAGGAAAAUCAAGAGUUAUUAGAGAACAUAUCUAAAUUGAAGGAUGAACUACUGCAAAAGGAAAAAUCCACAGUUGAUUUAGAACAGUCUUCAGUGAAAGAAAGGGAAAAACUUUCUAAAGAGCUCUCUGAGAGUACUUCUAAACUUACAGUUCUUUCCGAGGAAAAAGAUUCCCUGAAUAAAGAAAUCACAAUUUUAAAGAAAGAAUUGUCAGAAUGGAAAAAACGUGCAGAGGAUAGAUCUGAAAUAGAUGAGUUAAUGAUCCUAGUGUCUGAACUAGAUGAGCAAAAGUCAAAAUACAAGCAAAAACUUUGUGAUUUAGGCGUUGAGAUAUCAUCCGAUGAAGAAGAAGAAGGAUCCGAUGAUGGUACAGAUGAAGAUUAG